GGACUUCUUUACCCGAUGAGCCCCGCGCGCCGAACCGAGGGAAGCCGGCUCGGGCUCGAACAAAUCAAAUCAAAGGAAAGAAACUGCCGGCUUUCAAAAUCCUCCUCCUCCGCCAUCAUCCGCCGCCCUGCCGAGAGCAGGUGGUGUAGGAGACGCGAGUGACGAGGGACCCCGGGAGCGCGGACAGACAGACAGACAGGCGGGCUGGGCACCGGGACCGCUGAACCCAGGGAAGCGACGCGGCCGGACCUGACCUGACCCCAGAUCGGCGUCCGUCCCGCCCGGCUGACGCGCGCGCUCGGAUCGCCCCACGCGGCGCCGCCUGUUCACGUUUGCAGAUCUCCAGGGGAGCCCACCGUUGUGGCCAGCAUGGCCUCCGAAGACAUCACCAAGCUGGCAGAGACCUUGGCCAAAACCCAGGUGGCCGGGGGACAGCUGAGCUUCAAGGGCAAGAGCCUCAAGCUGAACACCGCGGAAGAUGCUAAGGACGUGAUUAAAGAGAUUGAAGACUUUGACAGCUUGGAGGCGCUGCGCUUAGAGGGCAACACGGUGGGCGUGGAAGCGGCCCGGGUCAUCGCCAAGGCCUUAGAGAAGAAGUCAGAGUUGAAGCGAUGCCACUGGAGCGACAUGUUCACAGGGCGCCUGCGGUCUGAGAUCCCCCCGGCACUGAUCUCACUAGGGGAGGGACUCAUCACCGCUGGGGCCCAGCUGGUGGAGCUGGACCUGAGUGACAACGCAUUUGGUCCCGAUGGUGUCCGCGGCUUCGAGGCUCUGCUCAAGAGCCCAGCGUGCUUCACCCUGCACGAGCUCAAGCUCAACAACUGUGGCAUGGGCAUCGGUGGUGGCAAGAUCCUGGCAGCAGCUCUGACCGAGUGUCACCGCAAGUCCAGUGCCCAAGGCAAGCCGCUGGCCCUGAAGGUCUUUGUGGCCGGCAGGAACCGGCUGGAGAACGACGGAGCCACUGCCUUGGCAGAAGCUUUUGGGAUCAUCGGGACACUGAGGGAGGUGCACAUGCCGCAGAACGGGAUCAACCACCCUGGUGUCAUGGCCCUGGCCCAGGCCUUUGCCAUCAACCCCCUGCUGCAGGUCAUCAACCUCAACGACAACACCUUCACUGAGAAGGGCGCGGUGGCCAUGGCUGAGACCCUGAAGACCUUGCGGCAGGUGGAAGUGAUCAACUUCGGGGACUGCCUGGUGCGCUCCAAGGGGGCCGUGGCCAUCGCGGACGCUGUGCGCGGGGGUCUGCCCAAGCUCAAGGAGCUAAACCUGUCCUUCUGUGAAAUCAAGCGAGAUGCUGCCCUGGCCGUGGCAGAAGCCGUGGCUGACAAGGCCGAGCUGGAGAAGCUGGACCUCAACGGCAACGCCCUGGGAGAGGAGGGCUGUGAGCAGCUCCAGGAGGUGCUGGACGGCUUCAACAUGGCCAGGGUGCUGGCGUCCCUCAGUGACGACGAGGGUGAGGAUGAGGAUGAGGAGGAAGAUGAGGAGGAAGGAGAAGAGGACGAGGAGGAGGAAGAGGAAGAGGAGGAGGAGGAAGACGAAGAGGAGGAGCCACAGCAAAGACAAGGAGAGGAACCAGCCACACCCUCGAGGAAGAUUCUGAACUCCAGCACUGGGGAGCCGGCCUCCUCCCUGUCCUCCCCGAUGCCUCCCGAUGUCUCCACUUUCCUGGCCUUCCCCUCCCCUGAGAAGCUGCUGCGCCUUGGGCCCAAGAGCUCAGUGCUGAUAGCCCAGCAGACUGACACGUCGGACCCGGAGAAGGUGGUCUCCGCCUUCCUGAAGGUGUCGUCAGUGUUCAAGGACGAGGCCACAGUGAGGACGGCAGUGCAGGAUGCAGUAGACGCCCUCAUGAGGAAGGCCUUCGGCUCCUCAGCCUUCAACGCCAACGCCUUCCUCACCAGGCUGCUGGUCCACAUGGGCCUGCUCAAGAGUGAAGACAAGGUCAAGGCCAUCACCAACCUCUACGGCCCCCUGAUGGCCCUGAACCACAUGGUGCAGCAGGACUAUUUUCCCAAGGCCCUUGCGCCCCUGCUGCUGGCCUUUAUCACCAAGCCCAACGGCGCCCUGGAGUCCUGCUCCUUCGCCCGCCACAGCCUGCUGCAGACGCUUUACAAGGUGUAGCCUCCCGGCCACCUCUUCUGUCCCCCGACCCACGCCAGGAACGGGGACCGGGAGGAACCGAGCUGCAGCCCUUGCGUCCCCAGGACAGGACUCUGACCAGAGGCAGGGAGGGUCUUUGUUUGAUGUCGUGUGGUGUCCCAUGUGUACGUCGGUGCGGUGCCUGUGCCCUGUGUCGGGAUUGGGGUUUUUUCUGUCUCCCUGGCCCUGGUCUGUCGUGGGGCGCUGCAGGCUGCUUUGCCAUUAAAGACUCAAGCCACCUGAGGGUGCCCUGCGCUCCUGGACGCAGCUGCCCCCCGCCCUGCUGUCCUACCUCCCGGGCUGCGCCAAAGCCUGGGACAUUGCUGUCCACGUGCUCCGCUGUUUCUCUGUGUCACGUUGGGCUGCCUUCUACGUGGCCUGGGCCCGCGGCAGCUGCUGUCCCCACUGUGCAAGCCUGUUGUGUGAACUGAGCGGCCUGUGGAGCAGAGGCCACGGGCUGGGGCUGUCGUGGGGGGCAGGACCCUAGCCCCUGCUCAGGUGGACCAGAGGAGACACCAGGGGUGCCACCAGGGGUCCAGGAGCGGCAGGGCCUGCGGCUGUCCUGGCUCCCGCAGCCAGCGGGGGCCGAGCCAGAGGGGACGCUGUGCUAGACGCAGGCCUGUUCUGCCCAGGGAGAAAGAGCCAUUGCUCUGAUGCCAGCGCUGCGUCUGGGGCUGCCCCCCGAGGACCCCCGUGGGAGGGUGGGGCCAGGCCCGGCAGCCCCGGGGCCACCUUGUGAUUCCAGUGUGCUCUCUGUGUGUCUGGGCUGUGCCUGGCAGCUUCAUGAAUAAAGUCACCUGUGGCAGCUGGGGA
Molecule: messenger RNA, 2949 nt
Organism: Chinchilla lanigera (long-tailed chinchilla)
Lineage: Eukaryota; Metazoa; Chordata; Mammalia; Rodentia; Chinchillidae
Gene: Rangap1
Product: Ran GTPase activating protein 1
Exons: 16
Coding region: 370-2118 (582 amino acids)
Biological process (GO): nucleocytoplasmic transport; signal transduction; activation of GTPase activity
Cellular component (GO): cytosol; perinuclear region of cytoplasm; nucleus
Molecular function (GO): small GTPase binding; GTPase activator activity
Source: RefSeq, a predicted model, not a curated record